CCCCGCGGCAGCGCAUCCCCGGAGCGGGUGGGGAAGGCAGCCCCGCGCCGCCCGGCCCCACCAUGACUUCCAAAGAAGAAGCCAAGCCUUCCUCGGGGGAAGAACGACGGAGGAGCCCUUUGGAUCACCUCCCGCCUCCGGCUAACUCCAACAAACCCCUCACCCCUUUCAGCAUCGAGGACAUCCUCAACAAGCCGUCGGUGCGGAGGAGUUACGCGCUGUGCGGGACGGCCCACCUGCUGUCCGCCGCCGAGAAGCACCCCGCGGCCGGGCUGCCGCUGUCGGGCCGGGCGCUGCUCUCGCAGACGUCGCCGCUGUGCGCCCUGGAGGAGCUGGCCAGCAAAACCUUCAAGGGGCUGGAAGUCAGCGUGCUGCAGGCG
Molecule: messenger RNA, 380 nt
Organism: Meleagris gallopavo (turkey)
Lineage: Eukaryota; Metazoa; Chordata; Aves; Galliformes; Phasianidae
Source: RefSeq, a predicted model, not a curated record